Schistosoma guineensis is the source of this 468-nucleotide messenger RNA. The record is from the annotation of a GenBank genome assembly. Lineage: Eukaryota; Metazoa; Platyhelminthes; Trematoda; Strigeidida; Schistosomatidae.
AUGGAUAAUUCCAUGGAUGAUAAUAUCACGAAUUCUCAAGUGAUUGAUAUGACCGAAACAACAACUAUGAAAACAACUACCAAUUAUACUAAUCCUAUUGAACCAACUGUAAUCAAUACUACUGAUAAUAAUAGUAACAAUAAUACUGGUAUUUCUUUUCAGCAUUCUAGAAACAUCAUUAAUGAAAAAACUGAUGAUGAUAAUAUUAAGGCUGAUAACGUCGAUAAUGAUGAUGACGAUCGUAAUGAUGAUCAGAGUAAAACUGUAAUUCAUAUACUACGAUGUAAACAUUGUAAUUUCGAAUCAAUAUUACGUUCACGUUUCGAUAGACAUUUACCAUGUUCACAACAAAUGGACACUUAUCAAUUAUAUACAUGUUCAAUAUGCUUUACCAGUUCAACAUCAAAAUUAAUUAUGGAUGAACAUAGAAGAGUGCAUCAUUUGAAUACCAGUAAAGUAAGUCUAUGA